AGCAGUCUCCCCCUACCGUCACUGCUUCGGUCCGGCGAGCGAAUGUUCAGUAAACGCGCUACUGCUGCUGCUGCUGCUGCUGCUGCUGCUGGGAGAAGGCAUUACCGACAUUUCGUCUUUGACAGCCGACCGGAGACACCUCUCCCUCAGGAAACAUUUUCAUACGCCCACAAACCACAGUCCGGCGUCGCUGUUUGCUGUCCCAGCAGAGCGAGAAAAGGAAGAAAUAAGUCGUAGGCUCGGGUUUGCUCCGCAGGGCUAGCCAGAGCUGAGGGGAAGCAGAGACCCUGCCCUCCCUGAUCGGAGAGGGAAUCACGACCACAGCUCCUGCCGCACGGACCGCCUUUGCCUCCGUCAUGCAGACCUCGCUCCUUCUCCUCCUUUCCCCAAUCCUCGUCCUGUCCUUCCUCAUCCCCGCCUGCUCCUCCCAGAGCGAGGCAGACCUCACCGUUCAGACGCGCACCGGUCGAGUCCGCGGCUUCCGCACCCCUGUGACGGAACGAAGCUACGUCACCUCUUUCCUGGGCAUCCCCUUCGCCGAGCCGCCGGUAGGGAAGCUGCGUUUCCGUCGCGCUGAGCCCAAGCGUCCGUGGACGGGGGUGUACGACGCCAAUGCCUACCCCAACGCCUGCUUCCAGUUUGUUGACACGUCGUUCCCAGGCUUCCAGGGCACCGAGAUGUGGAACCCCAACAGAGAUAUGAGCGAGGACUGCCUGUACCUCAAUGUCUGGGUGCCCUCCUCACCCAGGCCGCACAAUCUCACCGUCAUGGUGUGGAUCUACGGCGGAGGGUUCUACAGUGGGUCCUCUUCUCUGGACGUGUACGAUGGCCGUUACCUAGCUCACAGUGAGACGGUCAUUGUGGUUUCCAUGAACUACCGGAUCGGUGCCUUCGGCUUCCUCGCUCUGCACGGCAGCUCUGAGGCUCCCGGCAACGUGGGUCUGCUGGACCAGAGGAUGGCACUGCAGUGGGUACAAGAUAACAUCCAUUUCUUUGGUGGAAACCCCAAACAGGUGACUAUCUUUGGUGAGAGUGCCGGUGCUGCUUCAGUUGGAUUCCACCUCUUGUCUCCAGACAGCCGGCAAACCUUCACCAGGGCCAUCCUCCAGAGCGGGGUCCCCAACUGUCCCUGGGCCUCGGUCAGCCCCGCAGAGGCCCGCAGACGGGCCACCUUGCUGGGCAAACUGGUUGGCUGCAACGGAGGCAACGACACCGAGCUGGUGGACUGUCUGCGCGGUAAAACUCCACAGGAGCUCAUUGACCAGGAGUGGCAGGUCCUGCCAUGGUCAGCCCUCUUCCGGUUUUCAUUCGUCCCUGUUGUGGAUGGUGAGGUUCUGCCAGACACUCCCGACGCCAUGCUCAGCUCUGGCAACUUUAAAGACACUCAGAUCCUGCUCGGGGUCAACCAGGAUGAGGGCUCCUACUUCCUGCUGUACGGAGCUCCGGGCUUCAGCAAGGACAACGACAGCCUGAUCUCCAGAGAGGACUUCCUGGAAGGUGUCAAGCUGAGCGUACCCCAUGCUAACGAUAUUGGCCUGGAGGCGGUGGUGCUGCAGUAUACUGACUGGAUGGAUGAGAAUAACGGGCUGAAGAACCGCGAGGCCAUGGACGACAUAGUGGGCGACCAUAACGUCAUCUGCCCACUGGCGCACUUUGCUCGCACCUACGCCCAGCACACUGCCCUCAAGACUAGCAUGGGAGGAGGGAUGAACAGUGGAGGAAACUCCCAAGGAGGGGUCUACCUCUACCUGUUUGACCACCGAGCGUCCAACCUGGCAUGGCCGGAGUGGAUGGGUGUGAUCCACGGCUACGAGAUUGAGUUUGUCUUCGGCCUGCCACUGGUGAAGAGACUCAACUACACCGUAGAGGAGGAGAAACUGAGCCAACGCAUGAUGAAAUACUGGGCCAACUUUGCACGAACUGGAAAUCCCAACGUGAACCAUGACGGGAUGGUGGAGAGCAAGAGGCGCUGGCCUGCGUUCACCGUCAGCGAGCAGAAACAUAUCGGACUUAACGCUGAAUCAGUGAAGGUCUACAAAGGUCUGAGGAACCAGAUGUGUGCUUUCUGGAACCGCUUCCUGCCACGCCUCCUCAACAUCACUGACAACAUAGACGAGGCGGAGCGCCAGUGGAAGGUGGAGUUCCAUCGCUGGUCCUCCUACAUGAUGCACUGGAAGAGCCAGUUUGACCACUACAGCAAGCAGGAGCGCUGCACCGAACUCUAAGAGACGAGAGAACGCCGGGCGGAGGGCAGAGAGAACAAGACGUGGCUGUUUUCCUCCAUAGCCCCUCAGUGAAGUCUAACUUCAUUUUUUUUCAAUUUUUUUUUUUCUUCCCUGUUUCAAUCCACACACAAACACAGGCACUGUUGAUCUUUAUUUGUAUUAUUUAUACUAUUUAUUUAUGUGUUGUAUUUUUUUUUUCAGGAAUUUGUGUGUGUCUCUGUGGAAAUGAAGGGCUAUGGAGGGAAGUUGUCAUCAACAUGUAGGAAUAUUAGAAAUGUCAAAGAUGUGUCAUUACCUCGUGUGUGUGUGUGCGUGUGUGUGUGUGUGUGUGUGUGUGUGUGUGUGUGUGUGUGGCUGUGUGUGUGUCCCAGUUUAUCUGAAACCUCGACAGGUCCAUGACACUGCACCACUGCUGGUUUACUGUUGACUCACUUGUCUUUGUGUUGAUCUCGUCAACUCAUCUUUUGUUUUCGGACGAUUCCUUUCUUUCCGACAUAUCAGGGUUUUUGGUUUUUUUUGGACUCAACAACACUGUUUUUUUUCUUCUGUUUUUUUUUUUCUGUCGAGGUUCAUUAUUAUGACCACUAUUCCCAUUACUGCUCGUGUUCUGCUUCACUUUGUCUUGUGUAUUUCUCAUGUGCUGGGUUACAUCCAUGUGUUUCUGUGUGCAAAGGCUCCAUGGAAAACCACUCCAUGCUAGUUUGAUUUGUUGGUUUGUAAGUGUCUGACAUUCAGCCCGACUGAUGUGCGCCUAAUUUACAAAAAGAGUUUCGGAAAUUCAAGAAUUUCAAAAGUUCACUUUAAAUCAGCUCGACGGGUGAACAGAAACAAGGCUUGUUAAUUGUAAUGGCACUCCUCAGGUUCGCCCUGGUCAGCAGUUUAGUGCCAUACCUGUCACUGUCUAAUUUGCAUAUCAGCGUAGAUAGAC
This is a messenger RNA of Sander lucioperca (pikeperch), 3153 nucleotides long. It is a transcript of the gene ache, whose product is annotated as acetylcholinesterase. The record is from RefSeq and is a predicted model, not a curated record. NCBI's taxonomy places the organism in Eukaryota, Metazoa, Chordata, Actinopteri, Perciformes, Percidae. Bases 357 to 2225 code for a protein of 622 amino acids. Gene Ontology annotation, cellular component: plasma membrane. Gene Ontology annotation, biological process: choline metabolic process; acetylcholine catabolic process. The transcript is spliced from 9 exons. Gene Ontology annotation, molecular function: acetylcholinesterase activity.